CCCUCUAUUCCUCACCUUCUCUCUAUAUUCUAUUGGACUUGGGCAGUGCAUGAUGCUUCCCACGACCACACACAAUUUCGCAUUGGAACCCUUUCAUGCAACAUCCAUCAUCUUCUUCUCCUUGUUCUUCUUCAUAUCAUCCAAGACCUUGCUUAUUUUUACCUUGCUACAUUUUGAGACUGUGCAUAAGGAAUUGGGAUCCAAGGCAAAAGAGGUUGGCGUUUUGUAUGAUUUGGACCUUAUUGGUAAGGUCUUCUUUGCUUUUACUUUACUCUUCCUGGUUUGCGUUUGGCGAUUUGCUUGUAUCACUCGGGAACGGACCGGUUGAAUUUAGGGGGGGGAGCAAGGAACAACAAACUUGAUACCAUUUUUGUACAGGUGUCCCCUUUGAGUGUUUUUAUGUUGAUGUCUCAGAAGAAUCGAAGUGAGCUGAUAUACUAC
Molecule: messenger RNA, 441 nt
Organism: Aspergillus sclerotioniger CBS 115572
Lineage: Eukaryota; Fungi; Ascomycota; Eurotiomycetes; Eurotiales; Aspergillaceae
Exons: 1
Coding region: 96-362 (88 amino acids)
Source: RefSeq, a predicted model, not a curated record